This is a messenger RNA of Plutella xylostella (diamondback moth), 1130 nucleotides long. NCBI's taxonomy places the organism in Eukaryota, Metazoa, Arthropoda, Insecta, Lepidoptera, Plutellidae. The record is from RefSeq and is a predicted model, not a curated record.
CAGAUCAGAUAAUCAACCAUGAGUAAUCCGGAGAGGAAGAAGAUCCCGGAGGCGCCCACUCCAGCGGCGGUGCCCGGCUCCGGCAACCUGCUGUCCAGCAUCGCGCCCCCGGCGGAGCUGCCCAACUUCGUCACUACACCCAUACCACAAUCUCAACUGCCUCCUGCAGCCGCACCCGCACCUGUGCAGCCGAUGCUGGUGCAACCUGGGCCUGCUAGUGUUCCUGAUGCUGUGGAAACUUUCACGCCAGCAAUACCUCUAAGCAAAGGAAUGCCAGUGCAGUCCGUCAGAUCCCCAGAUGACUCACAAGCCACCGCACAGUCCCCGGAGUCACUCACAGAUUCACCGACAGAGGCUGAGAAGCUAGGUCUGGGCGACGUCAUGCCAGGCUCCGGGCUCCUCACAUGGGUGAAGGGCGCGGUGUCGUCGGGCGGGCUGCUGCAGCGCGUGGCCGAGCGAGCGCGCAGCUCCGUGGACUCCGUCAUCACCACGCUGGACCCGCAGAUGAAGGACUAUCUGAACAGCGGCGGCGACCUGUACCUGGUGGUGGCAUCAGACAAGGAGGUGAAGGUGUCGCCGGUGCGCGACGCGUUCCAGGCCGUCUUCGGGAAGGCCACCGUGCAUGGUUUCCCAGCGCAAAGCGACGUGACAGCAGCUCAACCGGUCGGCUAUGCAGCGGCGUACGCGGCGGCCAAGCAACGCAUCGCGCACAUACGGUCCACACACAGCAGUCUCACCAACAACGUGCCCAUUGUAGCUGUAGAGGGGUUUUUACAAGAAGCUGUUAAUGACAGGUGGUAUGACAUCAGCCUAAUAGUACUGUCACAGCCCUCGCUCGACAUAGAACUACAAGUGCAAUCACAAGGCACCCCGGUGCCGGCGGCGGCGGUGGCGGCGGCGCGCGCGGGCUCAGCGGCGGGCUCGGCCCACGGAGACACCGGGUUUGAUAUCACUAUAGGGAGCAUCAUGGCUGAUAGUCUAAAGGUCCCUCACACAGAGUGGCAGGAGGCGUGCACGGGCGUGUCCAGACGGGAGCUGCUACUGCUAGCGGCGAGGUCCAUCGCCGGUAGCUACCGACGACUGCUCGCUAUAUCUGCCGCUGAGCCAUAGAGUAUAAUUUAUUGAACCAU